This is a messenger RNA of Haplochromis burtoni (Burton's mouthbrooder), 4499 nucleotides long. RefSeq lists its product as uncharacterized. The record is from RefSeq and is a predicted model, not a curated record. Bases 1001 to 3175 code for a protein of 724 amino acids. The transcript is spliced from 17 exons. Lineage: Eukaryota; Metazoa; Chordata; Actinopteri; Cichliformes; Cichlidae.
GUGCAUGUUAUUUGUCUAACAACAAAAAUAUCUUUUUCUCAAGUUAAGGAUAUUUUUUUUAUUAUUGUGACCAAGGUGUAGCAUGGCAUUACUGUGAAUGUGUAUUGGAACACAUACUUAACACUACAUAUAAAUAAAAACUGAGAAAUAUCAGCAACUGGAAAAACUAUAGUUAAAAUAGAAACACAGUAUGGCACAAUUGUUCCUUACAUUAUGUUUUCUCUCCAACAUAAUAGAUACAAAAUAACAUGCGCUUUUCUAGUGUUCUAGUUUGUGUUAUUUCCUUUUAUUUUCAGAGAAUAACAAAUAUUUUAGGACCAGAUAUCCAUUUAAAGAAUAUUGGGAAAACACACUUUGUCCAGUUUGACUCUGAAGGAGUGUUUGGUUGGAUUCCCACACAAAAAGAUGUCAUCAAUCAGUUUCUGUCAGAAGUCCUAAAAACAAGACCCAGAAAUAGAAGAGACACAGCAGAUCUGGCUGUCUUACCUCGAAUCCCCAACCCCAUUGCCUGUCUUUCCUCUGGUGACAUGCUCAUUUUUCAUCUCACCAUCAACCACACAGACCGCCAUCUCAGCCACUUUCCAGUUUAUCAAAAAGACCACCUGUUUAACAGCAACCCCAGCUGGGACUUUGGUGCCUUUAGGCAUCUACAGAUACUCAUGAAGCAAACAAACUUUAACUCCUCAAGGUUUGCCCAUGUUUUUUCUGAAACGGGGAAGUACGUGUUUGUUGACAGUGUUGUCCCACAGUGGAGUCUGGUAGUGGUAGUCAGUGAGGAGGGGACAGAGUGUGGCCCCAGGGCUGCUGUGUUUCAACCCAUGACCCCAGCACAAUUGGUCAAGCACGGGAUUGUCAAGAAACACAAACUAAACCUUCUGCCCGACUGGGGAUUGAUUGCUGGUGGGUAUUUGUAUUGCUGACUAACUGUUUACAGGGGUAUUAUUGUAAUGAAUUAGCUUUCACCAUGACACAAUGCUGACUGUGUGCAGGGAUCCUUAGUAUGCUCUUGGUUGUGGUCGUAAUUCUGACCACUACAGUACUAGUUUUGCGACCUAGCAAAGCAAAGCUUGUCUCCCAGUGGAGGAUAAAGCCAAAGUGGCGCAGCCUCGGGGAGCCUUUCUGUCCGGUGGAGUGUGCAUGCAGCAGAGAAAGCUUAGUGGUCCCAAACCAAGGUGAUUUCCUUGGUAGUAGAGGUGUUGGAGAAGGAGCAGAAGCUGAGGAGCCUGCUAUUUCAAAAGGAGGAGGAGUGCCAGGGUGCUGUGAUUUGGAGGAGUUUAAUGUGAAGACUCUUUACGACAAGCUGGAGGAUCAGAACCUCCAUAUAGCCUCACAGCUGGCCCGGCACCGCAAAGACAUACAGGAGUUUUAUAGAAACAUCUGUCAACACACUGAAUCAUUCAAGAAUGCCUUGGAGAAUAUGGAUCAUAAAAAAAUGAGCCUCCUUAAAGAGAUAUUAGUUCAUAAAACAAUGAAGGAUGAACCAUCAGGCAGCAGUGUGGGGGAGAGACAUACACAAGUUGAGGCCUGCAUGUCAUUGCUGGGAGCUCUGGUCAGGUCAGUGGAAACUCUCUUAUGCAGGCUGACAGGAGACGCUUGGCAGAACCAGGAUUUGUCUGGUCCCCUGUACUGUCACACAGGUCAUCACGAUACCAGAGAGUGUGAGGCGCAAGCUGGAUACAUGCAACCCAAUGACACUAACAUGUGUUUGAUGCAGUUUUCAUCAGUGAAUGUGACCAAAGCAGGAGCUCUUCCACACGAGCCCGACCAUAUACAGAGCACGGCUCCUUCUUUAAGUGAUCAUGACCUGUCCAAGCUUAUCAUGAUAUCACCUCUAUUCAAGACCCUGCAGGAGAUCCAGCAAUCUUUACAAAAUCUCACCAUGGAUGAGUCAAAACAAUAUUUUAGCAAUGGAGUUGCAGAUAAUUCUGCAAAGGGGAAUUAUGAUGGGCAGCUCAUCCCGACUGCACUGGACAACCUCUCCCCACAGGACUCUGCCAUUUUUUUGUUUGGUUGUCAGGUGAUGCAAUUGCUUGAAAACUGCCCCAUGUUCCCCAGUGCUCUUCUCCUGCUGGCCAAGUCGAUUCCAUUCGCUCCAUCUUCCUCUAAUGGGGGUCUACUGUCACACUGCUCCAGGGACUUUUAUUUUGAUGCGACCAAUCAAAUCCUGUAUCUGUCAGAGGCAAAGCUUCAGCACGUGGGACAUUUCAUCUCUGUCAUCCUGCAGUCAAUGGCCCACAUAGCAUCUGGAUCCAAAGCCCAGAGCUUUAUGCAAGCACUCCAUGAGGCCAUUUCAGCUCUAAGCCUUCAGUUGUUCAAUGUUUCUUUCAAAUGGAGCACAGCAGAGUCCAAUUUCGAUGCUUUGAAGGGGCGGAAUAACACAUUAGUUGAGGAAUUUCUCAACAUUAGAGUUCCCACUGAAGCCCGCUUCACUGAGCACCUAUUAGCUAGCAGACUCAAGAAAUACAAAUAUUUCCAGCUGGAGCAGCUCAUUUCUGAACUCAAACAUACUCCAGCUCAGACCACAGACAAAGGUUUACCACCAAAGGGGACACCAGUGCAGAUGUCAUGUAUAGAGGAAGAAAUUGAUCGCAUGAAUGAGUCGUUCUUGCUGCUGAGCACGCAACUACAGAAGAGAGCUGAUGUGAGCACAUGGCUAAAGGAAAGAGAGAACAGCGCUGGAAACCAUUCUGCAAGGGCAACUCCAACAGACAUGCCAAGCCUGAGUCGUAAUGGAACAAUCCUGCUGGAACUGAAGAGACGCUAUGUAUUACAGCGCCUCAAUGAGCUCCAAAUCACAUUAGGCCAGAUCACACGAUGCCAGCAGCAUGACAGCAAGUCGAAAGAUGGGACAAGAGGCUGCACACAAACAGACAGCAGCACUACACAGCAGGGAGAAAGUGAGAAUUAUGGUAGUACAGAUGGUUUGAGCCCCAACGAUGGCCAGCGGUGGGACAGUAUUUCAGCUAGCCACAGUCACAGCCAACAAGCCGAAGAGAGCAGAGGUCUUGAUAGCUAUAAACUGGAGAGUCAUAUUUCUGACCAGAAGAGUAACACUGUCCAAAGCAACAACCCUGACACAUUAUUGGGCUGCCAGACGCCAGGCACUCAAGAUCUUAAUGUUCCAGGAGAGCAAGAGCUAAAAAGGCAGCCUGCAAUAGAAAAUACAACAAGCUAAACAGAUACUGAUGACAUUUGAGUGCACAACAAUCUGAAUGUGGACAAAUGAUCAAGGUUUUUUCCUUUUUUGUGCUCCUUCAUGUUAGACCUUGAGUGGCUAUUUCUGUACAAUAUUGUUGCUUUAUUCGAGUAACGAUACAAGUGACCUCUGUCUUCAUUUUGGUGCACUUCGUAAAAACAAUUCAUCGUAGUUCCUUUCAAUUAUGUGUGGAUCCAGACAAAAGUAAUUUGCAGCUGCAAGGAGUGGCAUGACACAGUCUGUCAGCUUGUCCAAAGAAUUUCUUAGUCAGGAGUUAAUACUGGUCUCUAAGACAGAUUGUGCUCAUUAUCAUAUUCUAGUUAAGACAAUAAAGCUCAGCUGAUUUAACACAAGGUGACACCGGUGCUUCUGUUCUACUUCCUGAUCUCAGCAGCUUCUCCGCCGUGUCGAGGUGACAACCCGCGUGUUUUUCAUGAAUAUGUAAUAUUAAACUACAAUAACUCUUCUCUCUCUUGCACACUUACAGGUUCUGAACUUUAUGCCCUGAGCUGUCGUUCUAGUGAGAUUUCUCUGUAACCAGCAGAUUAACCGAGUGGAACUAAACGUAGCUGCACAAUUCGAAAGGCACCGAUUUGAUUUUGCUCCAAAAAGAGAAGUCUAUGUUGCACAACUGCUGUCUUCUUCUGGUUCAAUGAUUUAUUUGACGCAUAGCGUUCUGGGUCUUAUAAUAGAAAGUCAGUAUUCCUACAGGGGGCUGUGAGCCAAAUCAGAAGGUCAGAUGGAACAAGUCUUCACUUACUAUCAGUGUUAGCUUAGAGGUCUGUGCCAAGUCCCCCUGGUUGAAUCUGGCAUUGCCCUGUGGCUCUGUGUAUGUGUGUGUACACAUGUGAGGUGUAGUUCAGUGACUCAAUGACAUUUCAUGCCUUAUCAAUUAGAUUGGCUCUGGUGCCACUGAUUUUGCAUUUGUGUCCAGAGUACCUCGCAGUGGGACAUGGCAACAUAAAACAACUUACUGGGCAGCUCUGAGUGUGUAAAUCUUUGUGGUUAUUUACUACAUUAGGCUUGCUCUAGUUGGUUAGAUGAAAACAUGGGUUAUUUUUAGGAUGAAUGGCUUUGUGUGAUGAUUGUGUAAGUAUCUGUGUGCCCAUAUGCAUAGAGUAAUGUGUCUGAUCUCAAAAUUGUUAUUUUAUCCCAUCUUCCCACAGCGAUUUGGUAAAAAACUACCAAAAUGCACACAAAUUUAUGCAACUUGGAUUUUUUUCCUUUUAGUUUUGUAUUUUUCUAGAAAAUCAAAUACAUUCUGAACAACCAGUACAGUCACAGGAACAACAAGGAUCAUACA